GUUCAGUAUUACUCAUGCAGAUCAAGUCUCUUUCCCUGGAUAGAAGCAUGACCACAAAACUACCAUCUCAAGAGGAGUUUGAGAACUGGACAGCUUUUCAAGUUGCAGAUCUCUUAAGACAGUUUGGAAUGCCUGAAUCUGCUGCGGUUGUAGAAAAACUGUGCAUGAAUGGAUCUCAUUUCUUGAAUGCAUCAGAACAUGAGCUGAGCAGAUUCAAAACAAUGCACUGGCCGAAGCUUCAAAAGAUGGUGCAUGACAUCAAGAAAAAUGAAAGUGGGAUAAUAAACAAGUUCAAAAAGUUCCAAAAUGAACAAGUGGCCUUAAUUUACAAAACUGGGAAAGAUACUUGGGAUCGCCUAAAAAAAAAGCCUCCGCCAAGUCUGCCACAAAGGGAUUAUGCUUCAGAGCACGCAGACAAUGAAGAGGAACAAUGGUCAGAUGAUUUUGACAGUGAUUAUGAAAAUCCAGAUGACCACUCUGAUUCUGAGAUGUAUGUGGUCCCCAGUGAAGAGAAUCCUGAUGACAGCUAUGAGCCACCUCCAAGUGAGAAGGAGAAAAAGAAGAUUCCCUCUGCAUUCCCUAUUUCUAGGGGUGAAUAUGCAGACAAUCGCACCGGUCACCAGAAGCUUCCUCCCAUCAACAAACCCCUCCCAAGUACACCCAGUCCAGCCAUGUCCAGACCAAAGAAACCAUGUGUGCCAUCCAUGCCAUUGCCAUCUCCUGCUGCAAAACCAAAAGUGCCACCCAAGCCUAAGGAGUGCAGUGAUGAUGAGGAUAACUACAUUGUGCCAGUGGACAAUGAUGAUGAUAACUAUAUUGAACCCACAGAAGGCAGUGUGUCACUACCUACAAGAUCACCUGGGAACAGAUUUAUGAAGACAACAAAGCCAGCCCCCCCUAUUUCUCCAAAGCCUUCUCUUACUUCUGUUAUGCAAGAAGUCUACGAGGUUCCUGAAGAAGAGGAAAAACCAUCACCACCACCAGUAACCAGGUUCACCAAGCCACUCAUGUUUAUGCCUGUUCAGAAUACAGAGCACUCCCACAUGCACAGCAUGACCAGAGAGUCACCUAAGCAGGAUAAUUCCAGAAAUAUUUUGCCUCUCCCCAGAAGUCGUCUUCAUCCAAAAACAGACCAUGAAGCAAACAAUAAUGAUGAAAGUCAGAGGUUCAAUAACACACAAGAAUCCAGAUUUCCCACUGGAGCAGCUCCAUCUCCGUUACCAAGGGGCCUCAAGAAGGCUUCUAAUGCAGUAAUUUCACCAAAACCGUGUUUACCUUCCAGAGAGACCUUAACUGCAAAUGAAGAAAAACCUAUGGUACCAGAACGACGGCGCAAUUCCAGCCAGGAACUUCCACUUCCCCCCCUUCCAAGUGGUGCCCAAAAGCCUCUGCUCCAAAAGCCCUCAAUUCUGCCAAGGCCUUGUGUUCUGUGGAAUCAGGCCAAAAGCCCUGUAGAUGCUCAAGUCACUUUUUCCACUUUAGGUAUAGCAAUUAUGUUUGGUAUUCUUUAAUCAUUUAGUACCAUCCUGACUUGAAAAUUAUGUAAAAUAACUGUUACCACCUCUGAAUUUCAGUGGUGACAGUUUUUAAAAUUUCAUAGGUAAAGAUAAUCUGGGCCCAUCAGUUCAAUUGUACUAAUGUUAUUUAAGCUCUGCUUCCAAUUUGAUUGUGGAAAUUUCUAUUUCUGUGCCAGAACUACUAUUUGUUUAGUACCUAGAUUAUCUUUAAAAUCAAUAAAAUUCUUAUUGCAUAAAGCCCCAUCUCGCUUUACUUUUUUACACACAGCCAAGGCGACUUUCAUAACUUAUUUUAAUAUCCUUUUGUCAAGUCUAAUUCACUAAUCUGAAUUCUGUCAGUUCUUGCUUUAUUCAUACAGUCUACUUUCAGAUGUGGCUUUAACAGUCAGUCAGUCAAAAUUUUAGAGAAAAACCAAAAUCCAUAAUAUUGAAUAGCCUUCUUCAGGUGAUUUUUAAUUCAUUGAGAGAUGGAACUGCUCCCUACAAUGUCUCCCCUCCACUUUGGAUGCAGCUUCCAGACAGUUGCAUCUUUACUGCAAAAGAAGUUCUAAAUGUACUUCACACAAUUGUCUUUGUCUCCAGUCCAAUUGCAUUUUUUAGUUCUGGCCACUGUAUGGUCUUCUCUAUAACAUUCUAUUGCUUUCUAAAUCAGUAUCUAAAUCAGAAUUUUAUUAGUGAAGAUUUAACAAUGAAGUCUGCAGAGCACCAUAUCCAGAAAGGGUAGCAUUUGUUUUCCCUAUUAAGUAAAGCACACAGGAAAAAAAGCCUCUCAUAAUAGCAAAAUGAGUAUCACUCAACUUUCUACAAUAAUCUUCUCUAGUGUAUUGGUUUGCAUCCAGCUGUGUUCACAAGUACCUAUAGCAGACACCUACACUGUUGGGCCAAAUUCUUUUUUACCAGAAAGCAAUAAUCCAUACUUCUUUCAUCAUAUCAUUACUAUGCAACACUACUCAAACAUUUCACUUCUGAUUUCUUAAACUCUUGCAUCUGUAUUUCAGCCCUAGUAACUAUUUUCAACUAUGCUUUGUUAUUCCAAUUAAGCAUAAUGUUUUGUCCAUUUUGCUGCCCGGACUUCUUGCACAUGUAUACAAACAGUUCAGGCAGUCUAAACUGGUGAAAAAUUAUCUCUGAAAUAAAUUCAGUUUCCUGACUUGUUCACCUGUAAGACUACUUCUCACAAUGGACUGAGAAUUACUUGCAUCGAGUUCCUGCAUUUUCUUAUCUAUUGCUACAUUGAUUCACUUUGGUGGUGGAAGAGGUUUUUUCCAGUACUCUGAGUUUAGUUCUGGCCAAUAACCAAGUUGUUAUCCAGACUGGCUUUUCCUUCACAAGCAAGGCUACCCUUUGGGCAGGCAAGUGUCCCAGUGCUUACAUAGACCAUCUAUUUCCAGUAGAAAGUCUUUCCUGAUAUCAAAGGGCAAGUGUUUCCAGAUCUUCCAAACAAUUCAAUUGUUGUAACCAUUCAAUUUCUUACAUCAUAACAAACAUA
Molecule: messenger RNA, 3006 nt
Organism: Haemorhous mexicanus (house finch)
Lineage: Eukaryota; Metazoa; Chordata; Aves; Passeriformes; Fringillidae
Gene: BLNK
Product: B cell linker
Exons: 22
Coding region: 15-1511 (498 amino acids)
Biological process (GO): cell surface receptor protein tyrosine kinase signaling pathway; intracellular signal transduction
Cellular component (GO): cytoplasm
Source: RefSeq, a predicted model, not a curated record